AUGCUGAAGUAUGUCGAAUGUUAUUCUGAAGAAAUAACUCUCCCACGUCGAAUGCCUUCCUCAAAGGUGGAAACGAGCCAGAGGAUGUCAAACAGUGACUUGGAGGGAAGCAUAAAAGCCACUACCAGCAAACUCAGCCGCACUGGUCACUGUCGUCUUCCUGGAUGGGAAUCCCGAGACGGACCACAUCAAUGGUUAGAGACAUUGUCAAACAUGGACCAGUCGCGCCCUCAACGGCGUUCCUCCUUUUCCACCCCCCCCCCACUUUACACCCGACUGACAGUGCUGGAUUUAUGCAUCAAUUUACCAGCUCGCGCGUGCAAUGCGCAGCUACCUACCCCGCCCCCAAUCAUCGGUGAACGAAACUGUGGCAGCUACAACCAGUGUACGACGAGCCUAUGGCAACGGGUCAAGUUUACAAUGCUCCGGUGCACUCCAUAUUACUAUGUGGAUCAGAAACCUGGCAACUGCGCGCUGAGGACGUCAAAAGACUUUAAGUGUUUGACCAUCGAUGUCUUCGGAGCAUUGCCCGAAUCUGGUGGGAACACCGAAUCAGCAAUUCUGAAGUUUGUCGAAUGGUAUUCGGGAGAAAUAACUCACCCUCGAUAA
Opisthorchis viverrini is the source of this 609-nucleotide messenger RNA. RefSeq lists its product as hypothetical. The record is from RefSeq and is a predicted model, not a curated record. Bases 1 to 609 code for a protein of 202 amino acids. Lineage: Eukaryota; Metazoa; Platyhelminthes; Trematoda; Opisthorchiida; Opisthorchiidae. The transcript is spliced from 4 exons.